AUGAAAGACGACGCUGCGCAGUCGCAGCGCCAAGUCGCUACUGGGGGAAUGCCUACCAGCUUCGGUGUCUUGGGGGAGACGUUCCCAUCCACCUCAGCUGCUGCAGCCAACGCAGGCUUGGCAUUAGGAGCUGUUGCAGCAGCAGCAGCGCCAGCUGCUGCCUCCUCUACUCUCUGGCUGGUAGACUCUGAGGGGCAGAACUGUCUCUCAGCAGCAGCGCCCUGGUCCUCCCAAGUCACCGCUACAGCUGUUCAGCAGCAGCAUGCAGCAGAGCUGCAGCAGCUUGAGUUUCUCAAGCAACGACGGCAGCACCAGUUGCUGUUGCUGCAACAGCAGCAAGCACAGCAGCAACAUAUACAUGAGCAGCAGCUUAGACAGCAGCUGCUCAUGCCGCAGCACAAUCCUCUCCAGCAUUCCGCCAACUCUCAAGUUCUCCAGCAUCAUUUGCAGCUGCAACAACUGCAGCAGCAGCAGCAGCAGCAGUUCCAGCAACAGCAGCUGCAGCACAUACUAAGCCAGCAGCUGUUGCGGGAGCAACAGAGCCAGAGGGAGGCGGAGGAACAGCUGGCGAGGCAGCUGCUGCAGCAGCAGGAGUUGCUGAAGCAGCAGGAGCUGUUGCAGCAGCAGAAAUUGUUGCAACAGCAAGGACUGCUGCAGCAACACGAAUUGAUACAGCGGCAGGAGCCUCCGGAGUUACGUGAGCUGCAGCAGCAGCAAGAGCUUCAGCAGGAAGAACUACUGCAGCAGGUCGUGCAGGAGCAAGCGACAGCAGCACUGAGUUCUGGGCAGGCUUCCUCACUGCCUGAUGAUCGAAAGGAGCAGCAGCAGCAAGUACUGCUGCUGCUUCAGAAUGAGCAGCAGCAGCAGGAGGAGCAGAGGGCGGGCGCCGCAGGGGUUCCGGGAGUCACUGACGCAGCAACCAAGCAGCAAGGGGCUCCUCUGAACAGCAGCAGCAACGGCAGCAGCAGCAGCAGCACCCCAAUUUCACAUGAGCCUCCAGAAGCGGCGGAAUCUGCUGCUGCAGAUUGCAGCAGCAACGACCGAAUCAGGGGCGAAGCAGCAGCUUCGUCGCCUCCUUCUCUGCACUCCUUGCCAGGUGGUUCGGUGGCUGCGGCUGCAGCAUCAACAGCAGCAGCAGCAGCAGCAGCAGCGGAAACAGCAGAGGUAGAAGACCCUGGGGGCGGUCCUCACCCAUCUUUGCCCUCUAAAGUUCCCCGAGGUGUUUGGUUUAACCGCUCCACUGGCUGUUGGCUGGCUUGCGUUUCAGGAGUAGGAAAGAGGCUGCACGUGUUUAGUUCGAAACGCUACGGACACGAGAGAGCGUUUCAAAUGGCCGUCAACUGUAAGGAGGCCGAUAGGGCUCAAGCAGCAGCGGGAGGAGGGGGGGCCCCUGGGGGGCCCCCUCAGGACCUGUUUGCUGCUCCUACACCGAAGGGUCACGCUGCGGGCGCUUCUCCUGCAGCAGCAGCAGGCAACAGGAGAAGCAGAGCCACGACUUCGAGGAAGCAGCAGCAGCAGAGUGUUGUUCAAGCGCUGUCCCCGGGAAGGAGCUCCAAGGCAACAGAUUCAGAUAUUGCUGCUUUGCAACAAGCAGAGGGAGAGGAGGAUGAAGCUGUGGACUCUGCAACAGACACGCGAACAGAUGAAGGAUCCGUACGCCUUGCUGCUGCGCAUGCUGCUGCUCCUGCUCCUGCUGCUCCUGCUGAUGAGCAGCGACUCGUCCGUCUUGCAGUUUUUUAUAUGGCUUUCGGCCGGGGGGCUGAGGCGGCUGCUAGCGGCCUUUGCUCUGCCUUCGGGCUGCCGGAGGAGGGGGGCCCCCAGCGGAGCAAUGGGGGCCUCUACAGCAGCAGCAGCAACAACGGGAACAGCAGCAGCAUGAAGCCUGUGACGCGCACUAGCGGGGGCGGGACAUACGAACGACCGAGAACGGAGUCUCUGCUUGAUGGAGCUGUGAUUGAUUUGUUGAGCAGUGUCUUCGUGGAGUCACUGCUGCUGCUCACGUCCUUGGCGCCCCUUCACAGCGUAUUGCGUGUGUUGUUUUGUGUUUUUGUCUGUCUUUGUCUCUUCUUCUUUUUCUCAGUGCCUAAGGGUGUUUGGUUUAAUUCACACACCAAGUCCUGGACCUGCACGACUGCGGGGCCUAAGCGGCAGCUCCUUGUUUUCUCUUCAAAUCGAUUUGGGUUUGCUGAGGCGCGUAGAAUGGCAAUAUCUGCUAGGCUUGCAUCAUUAAAGUUAGAGGGGCUUCCUGUUCCUAACUGCCCCCUCCUCUAUGAGCCUCCGGGAGGGGUGGGGGGCCCCGGGGCCCCUGGGGGUAUCCCUGGAGAAGGAGUCACUUCUCAGGGGGUCCCAGGGCUGGGGGGCCCCCCUGGGGGCCCCGCUGAUGGCUGGGGCGGGUAUUCGCCUCAUGAGGGAGACGAUGGGUACGGUGGCGCACUGGGGGGUGUUGGGGGGCCCCGUAGAAGAAGGAGACAAAGAGAUGGGGGCCCCCCGUUGGUGCAUUGCCGGCAGAGACGCGGUGCUGACGGAGACGACAGCGGCUCAGACCCUUGGGAUAUGUUUAGGACCGGUAUUCCGUUUGCUGCAGAGACGGACGGGGUUUCUUCCUCUGCAGCAUCAGCAGCAGGUGAUGGCUUUCCUUUGAGGCGUUUGUGUGCAUCUGAGCGUCGGCUGCUGGAAGUAGGGUCAAUAGCAUUAGAGCUGCUUCUAAAGGAUUUGCUGCGGCUGUGCGGUGUAGAGCUGGCGGGUGCUGCUGCUUGCUUCACCUUCCCUGUCUUCACCGCAAUUCACAGAGCUAUCUCCAGAACACAGAAGGCCUCAGACCCUCUCCAGUUCGAGCGUCUCUUUAAAGCUUUUUCUGUAUGCGUGCGGCAGCAGCAGCUGCCCAGCAGACUCAGGCCCAGGCAGCAAGCGGAGCUCCUCACUAAAGUUCUUGCUGCAGAGCGGGUUUACAAGAAGGAACAGCAGCAGCAGCAGCAACAGCAACUGCAGCAGCUACAGCAGCAGCAGCAGCAGCAGCAGCAACAGCAGCAAAGUUCGCCGGCUGAGGCUGCACCGACAGAGUCGAACGCCUCUGCUGCUGCUGCUUCUCCUGCUGCUGUAACUGCAGAAGAAUGCACAGCAACUGCCGAACAAGCAGCAGCGUCUGCAUCAACAGCAGCAGCAGAAACUGAUCCAGCAACUGCAGCAACAGCAAAUGAUGCAACAACAGCAGCUACCGCUGCACCUGCAGCAGCAGCCGAUGAUGCAACAUCAGCAGCUGGAGCUGAAGGGCCGGCAUCCGCUGAUGCAGCGUCACUAUCACCAUUAACUAAUGCAGCAGCAGCAACGCCAGCAUACCUACCGGAAGACAGCGUUACUGAUGCAGCAGCGACAACCGCAAGCGUUGCAGCAGCAGCAGCAGUAGAAAGCAAUGCAGAAGCAACGGCAAGCUAUGGAGAAGCAGCAGCCGCAGCAGCAGCAGCAGCAGCAGCCGCAGCUGAGACAGCCCCUGAACCGAUGCAGACUCAAGCAGCCACAGACGACGGAAGCAUUAACUGCAGCACAGCAGCAGAAGGUUCUACUGCUGCUGCAGCUGAAGUGCCUGAAGACGUUGCCGGUGGAAGUGCUGCUGCUGCAACUGAUGCUGUUCUUGCUGCAGUUACUGCUGUUGAUGAAGCUGCUGUUCUUGAUGGAGCUGUUGCAGGUGCUGCUCUUGAUGCAGCUGCUGCUCCUGCCGCAGUUGCUGCCCUUGAGGCAGAUGCUGUUUUUGAAACAGCUGCUGCUCCUGCCGAAGCUGCUGCUCUUGAUGCAGCUGCCGCUUCUGCUGAAGCUGCUGCUGGUGAUGCAACUGCUGCCCCUGCUGCAGCUGGUGCUGUUGCUGCUACUGAUGACAUUUCUUCGGCCUGCAAAUCCUCACCAGUUGCCCUUGAGCAAGAGACGGCAGCAGCAACAGCAGCAGCAGCGGAAGCAGCAGCAGCAGGAGCUCCGCCUGAAGGAGCAGUUGCUGCUGAGCUUGAAGCAGAGGCAGCACCAGAAGCUGCAGCAAUAGCCCUCACAGGACUAGAGGAUGCGGCAGCGAGUGAACCUGCAGCAGCUGCUGCACCAGCAGCUACAGCACCAGCUGCAGUAGCAGCUGCAGCAGUUGCUACUGCAGCAGCAGCGGACGGGACGUUACCAGCAGCCGCAGCUGAGAGUAGCACCGCAGGAGCAGCGGCAGAUCCAGUCACAGCGGACGCAGCGCCAGAAGAUGCUGCAGCAGAAGCAGCAGAGCAGCAACUGGUUGCAGCUAGCUCUAGUUCAGCUGUGUCUUGCAGCGUACAAGAAGGGGAGCUGCAAGAGCAACCCCACAGCGGUGCACGCAGCAACACUUGA
Messenger RNA from Eimeria acervulina, 4350 nucleotides. RefSeq lists its product as hypothetical. The transcript has 5 exons. Gene Ontology annotation, biological process: regulation of DNA-templated transcription. NCBI's taxonomy places the organism in Eukaryota, Apicomplexa, Conoidasida, Eucoccidiorida, Eimeriidae. The coding region runs from base 1 to 4350 and encodes 1449 amino acids. The record is from RefSeq and is a predicted model, not a curated record. Gene Ontology annotation, molecular function: DNA-binding transcription factor activity.